AUGAAGCGACGAAGUAGUCUGCGAUGUUGUGUGACGCUGACGUUUGUAUGCGUUGUAUGUCUGAGUCUGGUACAGAUUUAUAACUGGGUCACGUUUAGUUCUGUACAUGACGGCCACCUGUCAGGUAAAAACCAUUUAGUAGCAAACAGAUAUCAGAGUUACAGGAAAACGAAUUUGACACAAUCAAGUGCCUUUAUCGAAAAAAAGGACAAAGAUGGUUACUUGGAAUAUGUUAUUAAAGAUAACAGCAACCCUUUCUUGCGGGAUCACUACGACAUAAAAAAACUGCACAACCUUGGAGUGAUCCGAACACCAGAAGACCAACAUUUGAGAGAUGAUGGUCACAGGCAGCAUGCAUUCAACUUAUUGAUAAGUGAUAGACUUGGAUUUCACCGUGCCAUUCCUGACAGUAGGAAUGAAAGGUGUGCUAAUGAGACGUAUUCAUCUGACUUACCUGAGGCCUCUGUCGUCAUUUGUUACUUCAAUGAGGCUUGGUCGACCUUACUUCGGACGGUGGUCAGUGUCCUUGACAGAUCACCUCCCCACUACAUCAAGGAAAUCAUUAUUGUUGAUGACUCAAGUGAAAUGGCUCAGUGGCGAGAACCUGUCCAAACCUAUGUAGAACAGAACCUACCCAAAGUGAAAUAUGUCAAGACUCCAGAAAGGGCUGGACUUAUUAGGGCACGCAUGUUUGGAGCAAGACAGGCUUCAGGAAAGGUGUUGAUAUUCCUGGACAGUCAUUGUGAAGUAAAUGUGAAUUGGUUAGAACCUUUGUUGUCAAGGAUCAAGUCCAGCCAAUCUAACGUUGUGGUUCCAGUAAUGGACAUUAUCAAUCCAGAUACAUUCGAGUAUGUCUCGUCCCCACUGGUCAAGGGAGGUUUCAACUGGGGACUACAUUACCGCUGGGAUCAGCUUACAGACAGACUCAAACAAGAAAAAAACUACCUGUCAAAACCGGUUGAGACUCCGACUAUGGCUGGUGGUCUGUUUGCUAUAGAUAGACAGUACUUCAAUGACAUGGGUCAGUAUGAUGCUGGUAUGGAUGUUUGGGGAGCAGAAAAUCUAGAAAUAUCAUUCAGGAUCUGGCAGUGUGGAGGCAGACUAGAAAUAGUACCUUGUUCUAGAGUUGGUCAUAUCUUCCGUAAACGCCGUCCCUAUGGAUCACCCCAAGGCCAAGAUACAACUUUGAAGAAUUCCCUACGUCUGGCACACGUGUGGAUGGAUGAAUAUAAGGAGCACUUCUUCAAGCUGUACCCAGCUGCCAGGAACAUGCCGUAUGGUGAUAUAUCUGACAGAGUGGCUCUUCGAAAACAGCUAGGGUGUAAAUCAUUUAAAUGGUACCUGGAUAACAUUUAUCCUGAACAGGUUUUGCCGACAGCAGAGAAAGAUGCCCCUGUCUCCCUGGGGAAAUUCAAACGUCGUGAGAAGACAGCAUCUACUCUACGGGGUCAGCUUUAUCAUCUCCACUCAGGCAUGUGUGUCCAAUCAGAGUCAAAUGUGUUCACAAAGAAAGCCAUGCUUGUACUGGCACCCUGUCAAGACUCAGGAAAAGGGUACAAAUACCAGACCUGGUAUAAAACACAAGAAGAUGAAAUACUGUUGAGCGAUAUAUUGUGCCUUGAUGUACAAAAUGCCCUUCAAGGUCUGUCAUUUGCCAGGCUAAUGAAGUGUCACGGUAAUGGAGGAUCUCAAUCUUGGACAAUCAAAAAGCAUGGUUCUGUGAUGCUGCUAUUUAAUCCUGCCUCUGGGAAAUGUCUGAGAGCUUCACCAGACCAGGAAGGUUCACCUCUCGACCUAGGCAUUUGUGAUGAUACGCCAAAUCUCAGCUUCCAGUUCAGGAAACCAGUGUCAAAAUCAAAACAAUAA
Molecule: messenger RNA, 1866 nt
Organism: Ylistrum balloti
Lineage: Eukaryota; Metazoa; Mollusca; Bivalvia; Pectinida; Pectinidae
Product: polypeptide N-acetylgalactosaminyltransferase 11-like
Exons: 12
Coding region: 1-1866 (621 amino acids)
Biological process (GO): regulation of Notch signaling pathway
Cellular component (GO): Golgi apparatus
Molecular function (GO): Notch binding
Source: RefSeq, a predicted model, not a curated record